Cutaneotrichosporon cavernicola is the source of this 2211-nucleotide messenger RNA. RefSeq lists its product as uncharacterized. The record is from RefSeq and is a predicted model, not a curated record. The transcript is spliced from 9 exons. Bases 1 to 2211 code for a protein of 736 amino acids. NCBI's taxonomy places the organism in Eukaryota, Fungi, Basidiomycota, Tremellomycetes, Trichosporonales, Trichosporonaceae. Gene Ontology annotation, molecular function: beta-glucosidase activity.
AUGAGUCUCGGCGUCGACACUGGCAAGCGCGCUGUCACCAUUGAAACGGCGCAGUUUCCGCUCUUCUCUCCGAGUGCUGGCAGUAUCAGCAUCCUCGGGCGUCAUUUUGUCGACCAGCAUGGCCGCGUCCUUCUCCUCCAUGGCGCGAAUGUCGGGGCAGCGUCCAAGGUGCCGAAUGAGCAUGGACUUGACAAGCCUGAGGAGGCGAGCUAUGUCGGUCGUCCUUUCCCUCUCGAUGAGGCCAAGGAGCACUGGGCGAGGCUAGCGUCGUGGGGUCUGACAUUUGUCCGAAUCAUCUUCACCUGGGAUGCCGUCGAGCAUGCCGGGCCCGGGGAGUAUGACGAAGCGUACCUCGCUUAUCUGCGAGCGCUCCUCAUCUCGCUCCGCGGCACCGGCCUCGUCGCCUAUGUCAGCGUGCACCAGGACGUGUGGUCACGCUACUCUGGCGGCUCUGGUGCGCCGGCAUGGACCCUUUCCGUGGCGGGCUUUGACAUGAGCAACGGCGGUGAGAAGCUCGAGGCUAGCGGAGCGGCGUGGCUCCACGGCGUGCAAGGCGGAAGGCUGCCGGGGGAGCGCGGACUCUGGCCCACUGGGUACCAGAAGCUCGCGUGUGCCAGUAUGAACACCUUCUUCUGGGGCGGAGAGACCUUCUCACCCAGCUUCAAGGUCGGGCCGAAGGCGGUCAAUAUCCAGACGUACCUGCAGGACGCCUUCCUCGCCAUGUGGAGCAAGGUGCUCGAUGCGGUCGGUGACCUGGACACCGUGAUGGGAUUCGAGGUGCUCAACGAGCCGCAUGCGGGUUACAUCGGCAUCCCGACCGUUGACGAAUGGAACUACAACACUGACCUGCACCUCGGCGAGUAUCCGUCGCCACUGCAGUCCUUCUCGCUGGGUGACGGCUAUCCUACAAAGGUGCCCGUGUAUGUGCGGUCGUGGCCUCACCCGACGCGCGUGGGACGGCACACCGUGGUCAACAAGCCCGGUGUGCGGGCGUGGACGAUCCCAUGCCCGUGGGAGAAGGAGGGCGUUUGGUCCUGGUCGGCAGACCAGGGGCACGCCGUGGCCCUUCAGCAGGACUACUUCACCAAGAACGCCAAAGGCGAGCCUGUGUCGUUCUACAAGGACUUCUAUUACCCCUUCGUCCGGCGAUGGGACAAGCUCGUCGCUUCCAAGGCGCCGAAGAAGGCGCGACUGCUCGAGCCAGUACCGAACGAGUACGCCCCUGUCUGGCCAGAGGACGUCCGGCCGCGCAACUUUGUGUAUGCGCCUCAUUGGUACGACCUGCACGCGCUGUUCUCCAAGACCUUUGGCACGAUGACGGUCAACGUUCAGGGGCUGAGCCGGGGCAAGUUCCUCCCGCUGUGCCUGUACUUUGGGAAGAGCGUGCGACAGAACUACGCGACGCAGAUCCGCACGCUGGUUCAAGAGGCCGGCAAGCAGCUCGGCGAGGUGCCAGUUGUGUUUGGCGAGUGCGGCAUUCCCUUCGACCUUAAUGGGGAGGAGGCGUUCCGCACUGGCGACUGGAAGUGGCAGGCGCGCAUGCUCGACGCGCUGAUGUACGCACUCGAAAGUAACAACGUUCACUUCAACCUGUGGAACUACAACCCAAGCAACAGGGAUGACCUCGGCGACGAUUGGAACGCUGAGAGCUUCUCGUGGUUCAGUGAGGAAAACCGUCGACGAGCGAUCGCCGCGGCCCCGAAGGAGGAGCAGAAGGCCCUGACCGCGGACCUGGACGUCGGCGCGCGCCUCCUCGACGCCUUGGUUCGACCGUACGCCAUUGCGACAGCGGGCACUCCAAUCUCGGCGUCUUUCGAGCCGACCACGAUGCUCUUCUGCCACCGCUGGACCGACAUGCCGCAGCCUACAUCGCCCGAUGCCCCUCCCCGUGCUCGAAUCACGGAGAUCUUCCUCCCUCGCAGGCACUACAAGGAGGGACAGGUCAAGUGGUUCGGGUCGUCUGGUGCGCGUAUGCACUUUGACUGGGAGCGGGAGCGACUCUGGGUCUGGUUCGACGACACGGACGAGUUCAUCCGCCGCGGCAAGGCUGUUACGCGCCGCGUGGAUUUGUGGGUGCACGAGACGCCGGACCGCGCCAAGCCCGCCGAGGUGGUGGGUCUGUUGAUUGUGGUUGCUGGGGUUUGCUUCUUCCUCGCCAACGAGUGGAUGCGGUACACUACGGGUAAACCGUGGGUCGAGAUUGAGAUGUAG